Gallus gallus (chicken) is the source of this 1060-nucleotide messenger RNA. RefSeq names its product coiled-coil-helix-coiled-coil-helix domain containing 1 (gene CHCHD1). Gene Ontology annotation, biological process: mitochondrial translation. The coding region runs from base 25 to 399 and encodes 124 amino acids. Lineage: Eukaryota; Metazoa; Chordata; Aves; Galliformes; Phasianidae. The record is from RefSeq and is a predicted model, not a curated record. Gene Ontology annotation, molecular function: RNA binding. The transcript has 3 exons. Gene Ontology annotation, cellular component: mitochondrial ribosome; mitochondrion; nucleoplasm.
GCCGUACGGCCUGUCGCAAAGAGCAUGGCGGCGCCCGUGUACCCGGCCUGGGUGGGCCGCUGGAUCUCCGGGCAGUGGCGGCAGAGGAAGCGGCCCCCGGCUGUCCGCCCCACCCGGCCGCUGGUGCUGGCCAACAAGGUGGCGAACCGUCGAGAGUUGGCGGGAGAGGCGACCUGUCUUACAGAGAUGUCAGUAAUGAUGGCCUGCUGGAAACAGAAUGACUUCAAUGAUAAAUCUUGUGCUGAGGAGAUCCGGGCGUUCUAUGACUGCGUGGCAAAGGCAGAAAAGGAGCGCAAGGAAAAAAAGGACGAGUACGCUCUGUCACUCAAAGGAAACAUACCUUCAAGCAAAGUGAACAGGCUGCUGAGGAGGUUUCCUAAUAUUACACGUUAUGUGUAAUGUGCUUUGCUAAAGGGACUGCGGACAAGCAGUUAAAGUUGGGGUUUUGGGAAAAUAAAUGAAAAAAUGGUUGUAUGAAUGUUUAAUGUCAAGUGAUGUCUGUCAACACUGCUGGGUGGAUCUUGACUUCAUAUUUUAUUUCCAGUGUGGAAAAAAAAAUCCCAUCUUGAUUAUCAGCUGAGUUUGUUCAUGAGGUUCUGGGAUCUUGUGCUCUUAGGAUUUUUGCAGUGAGUUGUCCGACCAGCCACUGUGUGGAGUAAUGUACUCACUGUGAAAUAAAACCUUCUAGGAAUGUGUGUAAACCUAUUCUCUAAGCUAAGGGUGACUUUUCUUUGGUUUAUAAUCUUCCUGCUUAACUUAUGAGCUGCUGUCAAUAAGUGUUCGGGCCCAGACGCUGAGCCAACUUAAAAUUGAUAGUAAUUUAAUGACUUGUACUCUUGCAUUUAUGUAUACACAGUUUGGUUCCUCUUGAAGUUUUUUAAAUUCUUGUUCAUGUGCAAGAAGGCUGUGGAAUGAGGAAGAAAUUUCCAGCAAAAUGCUUUGGUAAUACACAAUGCAUUGGUAACGGCUUUAGACCCCCUGGUUUGCAGGUGAGAAAAGCAUGGUGUCGUGGCAGAUCAAUUAGGUUGCCUGUACGAUAACAAAAUGAUGCAAGACUGUU